AUGAGUGCGGUACGGGUUCUGAGCGCGCUGGGGGCAUUCGAUGAAGGGGGCCGAGAUCUGUUACGCCGAACGCUCUAUGGCGCAGAUGGCAUCACCCUGGACAUCGAUCCUCUACCGAGCGUUCAGCGCAAGGGCCUUAUUGCCGUUUCAGUCAUGGCAGUUUUAUCCUUCUUAGCGACACUGGCCCUGAUAUCUUUCAUCAGCUACCGACUCAUCUUCUGGCGAGGAUCGUAUGCCCGGUACAUCGGUUAUAAUCAAUAUGUCAUCCUCAUCUACAACCUGGUGUUGGCCGAUCUCCAGCAAUCGCUUGCGUUCCUAAUAUGCAUCAAAUGGAUCACAGAUGAUAAAAUCUCCGCAGACACGGCAGGUUGUUUCCUCCAGGGAUUCUGGCUGCAGGUUGGGGACCCUGGGAGUGGGCUUUUCGUCCUCGCGAUCGCCUUCCAUACCUUUCUUAUAGUGGCUCUAGGAAAAAAGCCGAGUCACCGAGUCUUUGUUGCUUCCGUGAUUGGAGUUUGGGUUUUUGUGGCUAUCCUAGUCAUUAUCCCACUUGCUGCUCAUGGACGUUACGUUUUUAUCCCAUCGGGCGCCUGGUGCUGGAUUAGCGAAGAAUACGAAUCCAUCCGCCUAUGGACACACUAUAUCUGGAUUUUCUUGGCUGAAUUCGGUACGGUCUGUCUGUACGCUAUCAUGUGGUUCCAACUACGGCUCCGGAUCAAGCAGUCCGCCAUCUUGGGUAGCAGCCAUAUUGAAAGUCUCAAGCGCCUUCGCCGCGUUAUCGGCUACAUGGUCAUCUAUCCGAUUGCCUACAUUGUACUCUCUCUUCCUCUUGCCGCAGGUCGAAUGGCGACCGCGCAAGGCGAUGGACCAAGUAUAGCCUACUUUUGUGUUGCCGGUGCCAUGAUUACCAGUUCCGGGCUGGUCGACGCGCUUCUCUACACGCUUACCCGGCGCAACCUGAUCAUCGAUUCGGAGCCAAGCAACGAUCGCAGUUACAACCACUUUGCCAGCAGCAAGAACCGGAAGACCGAUAAUCAUUUGACAACCAUUACUGCGGAUCCCAAAAUUACCCGUACGGACAUCAGUGCCCUACGCAAAGGAAGAAUUGACGAGGAUGAUCUGGAGCACACCGUGCGCGAUGGUUCGACAGACAAUAUCGUGCAAACCGUUGGCGUUGAGCUGUCCCCAAUGGGCAAGGUGUACCAGCACACCACCAUCGAGAUCACCAGUGAACCGGCAUAUCCUGAUGAGUCGGAGGGAAGUGAUCGUUCCAGCAGGGACUCUGAUCGGGCCGGAAGGGUCAACGACCCAGCAAGGAUGUGGGGGCGAUAG
Molecule: messenger RNA, 1329 nt
Organism: Aspergillus ibericus CBS 121593
Lineage: Eukaryota; Fungi; Ascomycota; Eurotiomycetes; Eurotiales; Aspergillaceae
Gene: gprC
Product: protein gprC
Exons: 2
Coding region: 1-1329 (442 amino acids)
Biological process (GO): adenylate cyclase-activating G protein-coupled receptor signaling pathway
Cellular component (GO): plasma membrane
Molecular function (GO): G protein-coupled receptor activity
Source: RefSeq, a predicted model, not a curated record